AAAAAAAUUGCUAGUUUCACGCACAUUAUGUAUUAGUUUUCUCAAUUGUUUGAAAUAAAAAAUUUAAUUUGUGCUAUAGCAGAAUAAAAGCGUGUAUCUCAACGAUUCGCGAUAGUGCGUAGCUUUCGUUUCACUGUUAUCGUUUCAAUUCGAGGAACCGGGUUUUCAAUCCCAAGAAAUACUGAGAUCCCUAUAUUAUUUAUUAUAAUUCAUCAAAGCAAUGCAAGAAUUAGGAUUUUAGAGGCUGUAAGUAAUUUGUCAAAAGUCAUCAUAUGGAACUAUGAUAGAACAAAUUAGAAAACUUUAAAUAUAAUUAGUAGAUCAUCUUUUGUUGUUGUUCAUUUGAAUUUAUUUAUUUAAGUUAAAUUUAUUUGUAUUGGAAAAAAUAUUUUAAUUUAGUAAAAAAAAAAAAAUGUUCUUAAAUUAGAGUAAACUUAUAACUGGGAAUGAUAAGAUAUGCCCCCAGCACUGGAAAUUAAACGCACUACGUCUAGUAAAAGCAAAUCAAAUCAAAAAACUAGAGAGAAAAAAAGUAAACGCAAACAUAAAGAGCACAAAAAACGUGGAUCUUCCUCAAAUAAACCCUUAGUUGAGUAUUCUGAUGUUAGUUCAGAAGAACUUAGCAGCCCUGAAGCUGGAGAAAUAAAUAGUGAUAUUGAAGAAGUUUUAGCUUCACAUAGGUUUAAACCUGAAAAUAAUUUUGUUGCUCAUGAUGUUCAAUUAUCUAAUGUGAACUCUUCUCGAUCACUACUACAAAUUGCUUCUCCAUUAAAUAAUCAAUGGGAACAGGAUUCUUUACCUGAUGAAUCAUCUACUUCAACUAACUUGACAUUAAGUAAUGGUAUCGUGGAUUCAAUAUCUCCUAAACAGAGAAGAGUAAAACAUAAAAAAAGUAAAAAAGUACAUAAAAAGUCAAAUAGUCCAAGUACAAAAAAAAAAAAGAAAAAGAGAGAGUCAAAAGAAAUUCCUGAUUCAUCUAAUUAUGAUGACAGUAGGUUGGUAAAGUUUUCUGAUUUGUUACCAAUAAAUAUUUCUAAAAGUAAUGGGGAUACUUUAGUUGAACCCAAUAGCACUGCACAAACCCCUGAUGAUGAAUCACAUACUCCACCAUUAGUAACAACAGCUCAUUUAUCUGUUUCCAAAAUUGAACCAUCAUACAGUGAAGAUGAAAAACAUAUCAAGCGUCUUAGAAAAGAAGACAAAAGUUGGAUGAAGAGCCCACCAUUGUUAAAUUUAGAAAUAAGAAAAGAAUAUAGCCAUACUCCAGAACCUCCAGAUGGUCGAUUUAAUUAUAGUUCGCAAAGCAUUUCAAAACAUUAUAGCCGUGAUCAUAUAAGACAUAUGGACGAUUAUAGUGAAAGAUGUGAUAGUGAUGGAUUAAAAUCCAGUAAAAACAAAUCUCAUGAUAAAUAUGGUAGAAGUAGAACUCGAAAGAAAAAAUCUGAUAAAGAUAGAUCACCUGGUCAUAGUCAUAGGUUGUCAAGAAGUCCAAUUAGAGACAGAAAACAUUAUGAACAUUCAAGAAACUUAAGGUUGUCUAGGUCUCGAUCAAAUUCACCUAACAUUUUGAGACACGAACAUAAUGAUUAUCAUUCUCCAAAACGGGCCUUAAAAUCUCCAUCACAUACUUAUUUAAAAUCAUCAAAGCACAUGUCAUACACAUCUAUGUUAUCCCCACAUCAUAAUUCUUCUGCAACUUCCCCUCAUAGAUCUCGAUCAUCAAGGAAAUGUACUAAACGCCCUUGUUCGAAGUACUCUCGAUCACCUUCUAAAAAUGUUUAUAGUCGAAGUGGUUCACAUACUCCAACAAAAGAAACAAAAAAUAGACACUCUGAUAGUGACUCACCUGGAAGUUAUUCUUCUACAGCCAAAAGAAAAAGACCUACUAAAAGUCCUACAAAACAAUUAAAACCUAAGAUUAAAAUGAGUGAAACAAGUCUUUUUGCUGAACUGGUUAAAGACCGAAAAAUGCGUGAAAUAGCUAUGAAAUGUUUAACUCAAAUGGGUAACAAAAAUAAUGAUGAUCAUGAAGUAGUUGAAAUUCAGGAUGACUCAGACCCCGAACAAAAUAUUAUUAUUGAAGCUAAAAUCAACAGUUCCAAUUUAAAACCACAUACAAAUAAUGGAAAUGAUGAUAUUGAUUCUUCUACAAAAUUUGAUGGAUCAGAAAAUAUAAAAAAACAUAAUAAUUCUGAGUCUGACAUGUGUACAAUGAAAGCAAAUAAUAUUCCAAUAUCAGAUAUCAUACCAAAUAUUUCAAGUAAAAAUGAUAUUGGUCCUACAUUAAACCAUGUAGAAAACGGAACAGAAUAUUUUUCUGAGUCGACCUUAUUAGAGUCUCCUAAAUUGUCUCCUAACGAAAAAAAAACAAUUCAAAAUGACAAUUUUGAUGUAUUAAAAAUGCCAAUGCCCCCAAUUGUUGUACAAAAUCACAUAUCUCCAGAUUCUGAACUCAAAUACUCUAAGAAAAGUAUUAAAGAUUUACCAUUACCCCCUGGAUCUAUUCCCGAAUCUAAAGAUGAUAGAAAUGUAACAUUAUCAACAGAAACAAUAACAGAUUCUCAUCCAUUACCAGGCUUUCAACAGAAUGCUGUUAAGAGAUCUAUCAUGCUAGGAUUAGGUACAGGAUUUCCACAAAGUUUUUCAUUUACUUCAAACGCAGACCGUCCGAUUCGACCCAUUGACCCAAAUAUCAAAAUAAAACGACCUAAAGUGUUACAUCGAAGAAAAGGUACUAAAUCUGCUGCUGCAAAUAGUCCUAUCGAUUGGGGUGAACAAUGUGUUGACAUGUUUGAAGUAAUAAAUCAAAUUGGUGAAGGAACUUAUGGGCAAGUUUAUAAGGCUAAAGAUAAAACUACAGGGGUUUUUGUUGCUCUCAAAAAAGUUCGCUUAGAAAAUGAAAAAGAAGGUUUCCCAAUUACAGCUGUCCGUGAAAUCAAAAUUCUACGUCAAUUAAAUCAUAAAAAUAUAGUGAAUCUUAGAGAAAUUGUUACUGAUAAACAAGAUGCACUUGAUUUUAAAAAAGAUCGAGGUUCAUUUUAUUUAGUGUUUGAAUAUAUGGACCAUGAUUUAAUGGGUUUAUUGGAAUCAGGAAUGGUAAAUUUCAAUGAAACACACAAUGCUAGCAUUAUGCGACAGUUACUAGAAGGUCUAAAUUACUGUCAUCGUAGAAAUUUUUUACAUAGAGACAUUAAGUGCAGUAACAUUUUAAUGAAUAAUAAGGGUGAGGUUAAACUUGCUGAUUUUGGUUUAGCAAGGUUAUACAAUGCUCAAGAUAGACAACGUCCAUAUACUAAUAAAGUUAUUACUUUAUGGUAUCGACCCCCUGAACUAUUACUUGGUGAAGAAAGAUAUGGUACAUCAAUUGAUGUUUGGUCUUGUGGAUGUAUUCUAGGGGAAUUGUUUUUGAAAAGGCCUUUGUUUCAAGCUAAUGAAGAAAUGAUGCAAUUAGAAACAAUAUCACGAUUAUGUGGAAGUCCAACCCCAGCUGUUUGGCCUACUGUUAUUAAUUUACCAUUUUGGCAUUCUUUGAAAGCUAAAAAAGUUUAUCGUCGACGAAUUCGUGAGGAGUUUACAUUUAUGAAUGAUGGAGCUUUAGAUUUACUAGAUAGUAUGUUGGAAUUAGACCCUAGCAAAAGAAUAACUGCUGAUAAAGCAUUAAAAUGUAAUUGGCUCAAAAAUGUUCAACCAGAAAAAAUGGAUGUUGUGGAAGCCUUACCUACGUGGCAGGACUGUCAUGAAUUAUGGAGCAAGAAAAGAAAACGAGAUCAAAGAGUACGAGAAAACCAGCCUAAGAAUAAUGAAGCAGGAGAAACAAAUCUAGGAGUUAAUAUUGACCAGCAAAACAACGAAAAUAAUCCUGCAGAAUCGAUAAAACCAAAUUCUGAAAAUAUUAAUUCUAAUGAUGCUGAAAUAGAUACUUCAUUAGCAGCAACUGUUAGUAAUACUAAUAAUGAGUCAAAGGUGGUGAAUAAUGACAAAGAAAAUACAAAGGACAGUAAUGCAGAGAUUUAUGAGGUAACGAGUACAACCCUUGAUGUUCCAGAAGAUUUCACUCCACCUAUUAACAAUGAGUUUAAUUCCUGUGUGAACUCAUUCUUACCUCCUACUGGGCGUUUUUAGAUGUUCUGUUCUGUGAACUGGAUUAUUAUUAAAAUUCUAACGUGAUUGUAAAUUGAACUCCUUCAAAUUAAAAGUUAUA
Messenger RNA from Daktulosphaira vitifoliae (grape phylloxera), 4201 nucleotides. RefSeq names its product cyclin-dependent kinase 12-like. The record is from RefSeq and is a predicted model, not a curated record. Gene Ontology annotation, biological process: positive regulation of transcription elongation by RNA polymerase II; transcription elongation by RNA polymerase II; protein phosphorylation. The coding region runs from base 457 to 4122 and encodes 1221 amino acids. The transcript has 14 exons. Lineage: Eukaryota; Metazoa; Arthropoda; Insecta; Hemiptera; Phylloxeridae. Gene Ontology annotation, molecular function: cyclin-dependent protein serine/threonine kinase activity; ATP binding; cyclin binding. Gene Ontology annotation, cellular component: cyclin/CDK positive transcription elongation factor complex; nucleus.